Fusarium coffeatum is the source of this 3213-nucleotide messenger RNA. RefSeq lists its product as uncharacterized. Gene Ontology annotation, molecular function: protein binding; RNA binding. Bases 1 to 3213 code for a protein of 1070 amino acids. The record is from RefSeq and is a predicted model, not a curated record. NCBI's taxonomy places the organism in Eukaryota, Fungi, Ascomycota, Sordariomycetes, Hypocreales, Nectriaceae. The transcript has 4 exons.
AUGGCGGACAGAGGUGACCGAGGCGGACGUGGAGGCCGUGGCCGUGGAGGACGCGGCGGCGGUUAUCAAGAUGGCCGAGGAGGUGGGCGUGGCGGCGGUUAUAAUGAUGGCCGAGGGGGAAGAGGCGAUGGCGGCUUUCGCGGCGGCAGAGGACGCGGCGAUGGAGGCCGUGGUGACUUCCGUGGCAGCUUCAGUGGCCCUAGAGGUGGCCGCGGUGGUUAUGAUCGCGGAAGGGGAGGCUUCAGAGGAGGUCGUGGUGGAGGAGCACCCUCAAACGAGCCGCCUGUUUUCACGGUUCCAUCUGGUGUACCUCAACCAGACGCUACCAUCACCAAGCUCGAGAACGAGGUGGUGAGAAACCAGAACAAUUCCGUUGCCCAAAUUACGUCAAAGAUGUCCAAGUUGGGAGUGGAAGAAAAGCAGAACUUGGGCAAGUUUCCUCCUCGACCUGCAUUCGGAAACAAAGGCCGCCCCGUCACUUUGUGGGCGAACUAUUACGAAGUCACCGUCAAAAUCCCUGUCAUCUACAAAUACACCAUGUCCAUCAAGCAGGUUGUGACCGAACCAGAAGAAAAGGCCGACGAGCCCGUCGCCCAGCCUAAGGGAAAGGGACACGGGAAGCCCAAGAACACCGCACCCCGCGAGGUCAAGGGCCGCCGGCUCUAUCUGGUUAUCGAGGCAACUUUGAAAGAGCUCACCAAGAAUGACCAGACAUUGGUCCUUGCGACUGAAUUCGCGUCGCAGCUCAUUUCUUUGCGCAAGCUUGAUCUCGGACUUGGCAACUCGAUCCAAGUGAACCUCCCAUCCGCAACGAAGCUUGACAAAACCGAAGUUUUUGAAGUGACUUUGCAUGGUCCUGCCGAAAUCCAAGUUAGCGAGAUGCUCAAGUACACCAACUCGACCACUGGUGCCUCGAAUGACACUCCAAAUAAAUCUAUCGACGGUGACGAUGCGGCCAAAGCCCUGGCAUUCCCCAAAUUCCCUGACGUUGUUGAUGCCCUGAACGUCAUAUUCGGGUUUGGUCCGAGGUCGAACAACAAUACCAGCGCUGUAGGAAGAUCCCGCUUCUUUUCUUUCAAAGAUGGUGGUAUCGUCGAGGAUUUGCGAACCUACGGGAGACCCCUACAGAUUGCCCGUGGAUUCUUCCAGUCCGUACGCUUAGGCACUGGCCGAGUUCUGCUGAACACAAACGUCACUCAUGGUAUCUUCAAAAUCGACGGCAAAUGCGAUACGAUCUUUAGGGAGCUGGGAAUUCAGCCAGCAAGCAAGCAGAGAUGCAGGUUGAUCAACAAGUUCCUUCCUAAGACCCGUGUGUUGACACAGAUGAAACUUUCUAACGGGAAAGUAAUCCAUCGACCCAAAGCAAUCUAUGGUCUGGCUUAUGCACCUGAGAUUGAACGAGCUUGUCGUGGGAAGGACCAUCCUCCUAAGUUUACGGGAGGGUUCGAUUAUCCCGGGCCACGAAACGCACAGUUCUUUGAAUCGGAUGGCAGUGGAAGUGGUAAAUAUAUCACCGUCGAACAAUACUACAAAAAGAAAUACAGUGCAACCUUACAGGACUAUCCUCUUCUCAACCUUGGCACUGCCGCAAACCCAAAUUUCACUCCGGCAGAAUUUGUACAAAUCAUCCCAGGGCAGUCAAUCAAGGCAAAGCUGACAGGCCGCGAAUCGACCGCGAUGGUCAACUUUGCUUGCCGAUCCACAUACGCCAAUGCCCUGUCUAUUGUCACUGAUGCGCGGGCGGCUUUGGGCCUCGAUGACGAAAAACUGGGCGAUUUCGGUAUUCAAGUUGGCAAACAGUUGCUCACUGUCCAGGGACGCGUUCUCGCCUCCCCAGGUGUCUCCUACUUUGACUCCAGAAAGCAGCCUAUCCAGGUUCACCCAAGAGAAGGCUCCUGGAACAUGAAAGCCAUAAAGGUGUACAGACCCGGCAAGCUCAUUUCACAGUGGACCUAUGUCAAUGUCAACCCAGGCAGAAACGGGCCUACUCAGAUCAGCACCGUGAAAGACUUUGCUCAGGCCAUGAGACAGAUGAAUAUUGCAAUCAACAGCGAGCCUCAAAGGCCUCCUAAAGAAAUCAUUAACCAGAAUGAAUUUCUUCAAGGAGACAUGGAGAAUUUCUUCAGAUGGGCUCAGCGAGCAAACAUCGAGUUUGUACUCGUGAUUCUUGGCACUACAGAGUCACAAUACUAUGGCAGGAUCAAGGCACUGGGCGACUGCACCUAUGGCAUCCACACUUGCUGUGUUCAAAGCGACAAGUUUGGAACAGGAAAAAACCCGCUGGCAUAUUUCGCUAAUGCCGCUCUCAAAUGGAACUUGAAGGCAGGUGGCGUGAACCACAAGCUUCAUAAUGAGUUUGGGCUUAUCAAAGAGGGCAAAACAAUGGUUGUAGGUUACGAUGUCACUCACCCAACCAAUAUGUCUUCAGACAAGAGCAAUGCUGCUCCUAGUUUGGUCGGGCUGGUAGCCACCAUUGACCGGGAUAUGGGGCAAUGGCCAGCCUAUUCUUGGGAGCAGUCGUCCAAGCAGGAGAUGUUAGACGAGACUUUGACUGAAGCUUUCAUGUCUCGCCUCGAUCUUUGGCAAAAGAACAACCGCCAACAGCUGCCCGAGAAUAUAGUUAUAUUCCGUGACGGCGUGUCGGAGGGGCAAUUUGCUCAAGUUCUACAGAAAGAGUUACCACGCAUUCGCAUCGCCUGUAAUGCCAAGUACGCAAAGAACAAAGGGCCCAGAAUCACUCUGAUUGUAUCAGUCAAGCGGCAUCAUACUCGCUUUUAUCCCACUUCUGCCGAGAGCAUGACAUCUAAGAACAACAUCGAAAAUGGCACCGUUGUGGAUCGAGGUGUCACGCAAGCUCGAUACUGGGACUUCUAUCUCACUGCUCACUCCAGCAUCAAGGGCACAGCUCGCCCUGCGCACUACACUGUAUUGUUAGAUGAGGUCUUCCGAGCGAAGUACGCAGCCGAGGCAGCCAACGAACUCGAGAGAUAUACCCAUGAGCUCUGCUACUUGUUUGGCCGAGCCACCAAGGCUGUAAGCAUCUGUCCCCCAGCUUACUAUUCAGACAUUGUGUGUACUCGAGCGAGGUUUUACCGACCCGAGUUCUUUGAGAUCAGUGACGACGAAAGUGUCAUCACUGCUGGGCCAGGAGGAAGUGCAAGCGGUUCAAAGCAGGUCCACACUAACUUGGUCAAUUCGAUGUACUAUAUCUGA